AGGCGUCAAACAGAGCUUCAACCAGCUCCUCACAGAGUGAGGACCGCCGAAGCAGGUUGAGGACUGCUCGCUUGCAAAGGUCCUCCUUUACAGAGGAAGCAAGCUCUGCGAUGCGUCGAGGCGUGAGAAAAGCCGACCAAGAAGAAGACCGAAGGCGAGUGAAGAUGGGCGUGCGGGUUGAACUACCGGGUGGCCAUGCACACCAUAUUGAUAGCUAUGACGUCAUGCACGUACGGAACGAAGUGGAAAGAAGGCAGUUGAUGCUUGGCGCUGCUCAAAUCUUCCAAUGGUGGGCCAUGUUGGCGAAGCAGCGUCAAAACCAGCAGGAACUACUUCGAACAAUGUGGGAAGCCAGUUCAGUGGAGAAGCAUUUGUUGCGCCGGGCCGCAAGGGUCCUUGAGAGACGGAGAAGUGCAGCAGCUGAGAAGACACAGGCUAUGGUAGAGAGGUGCACAGAUCUUGCGAGUGAGUGGUUGGUACAUGCAAAAGAUGACACGGAGGAGGUCAAAGAUCUUUGCUUCUUGGUAGUAGCGAAGUAUUUCAGUGUGCGAAUUGAGAAGUAUUUCAGUGGGUGUACUUUAGCAUUGAAAAAAGAGGAUAACAAUUCUAUUUGCAUAUCAGGUGAACGUAUGGCGACAGACGUGGGAAUUUAUCAGCAAGAGAUGUUGCACCUGCAGAUCCUUUUGCCACAAGCUUCACAGCCCUGCCAUAGAGCUGCUCUUUCAGAUGCUACACCAACCGAGCUUCUAGCUGGGUUCAUGCUUGAGAAGAGGCUGGCUGAAGCCCGUUGCCCCCAGCUCCAGAAAGCGCUCCAACAGCUGCUCAGAAGCAAUGCAGAGCUGCAGAGCAUUUACAUGAAUUACUUGGGAAGCAGGCCGCAAACUGCAAAGCUGGAAGAGAAGAUGGAGUCACAGGAGGAUACGCCGCGGCCAGAAAUUGAUGACACCAAAGAAGAGGAGAUGCGGGAUUUGGAGGAGCGCCUGAAAGCAGCAAUGGAGCUUUUGGAUGCACAUCAGCCUCAACCCGUAAAAGUUCGCAUGGCAGGCUUAAAGCAAUCAGCGAUCACAGACGAGGAGACCUUCAAACGCUUGAUUGCGGAGAAGUUUGCAGAGGCCAUCAAUGUGGACACAGACCAGGUCCGUAUCAGGAACUUGAGCGGAUCUGAA
Messenger RNA from Durusdinium trenchii, 1166 nucleotides. Lineage: Eukaryota; Dinophyceae; Suessiales; Symbiodiniaceae. The record is from the annotation of a GenBank genome assembly.